Molecule: messenger RNA, 1237 nt
Organism: Cariama cristata (Red-legged seriema)
Lineage: Eukaryota; Metazoa; Chordata; Aves; Cariamiformes; Cariamidae
Gene: SCEL
Product: sciellin
Exons: 15
Biological process (GO): epidermis development
Cellular component (GO): cytoplasm
Source: RefSeq, a predicted model, not a curated record
GUUCCACCUCCUCGUAUUGCAGACAUGUUACUUCGGUCUGAUUUGGAGCAGAGUGGUUCCUGCAGGGGGAUGGGGGAUACAGCUGAGAAGCAGGUCAUGCUGGAGUCCACGUCAUAUCAAAAGGAUAUAGACCUGUCUAUACCCCCAUCCCCACAAGGCAGGGGCCUUCAGUCUUCGAUCCCCGCGGAAGGAUAUCCCAUGAACAAAAUGUCAGCUUUCAGCAUACGAAAACAGUCUCCUAAUCAAAGCGAUAAUAAGAGCCCCUCUGUUGCAAUUAAAAGCAGACAACAGGCUACUCAUGAUAUUAAUAAACGACGGACUCUUUUGCAAGAUAACAGCUGGAUAAAGAAGAGGCCUGAAGAGGAAACUGCUGAUGAAAACUAUGGAAGGGCUGUGCUUAAUCAAUACAAAUCGCAAGAUAGCCUACACAGUAGCACAAAUGAAAAGGAAGAUCAGAAGGCUGUACUUGGACGAUACCAGUCUGAUACUACCUUGGACAGAAUUCCAGCCAGAAGUGAUAUUGACAAAAUAAAUAAGUCCCCAACUCUGAAUAAUAAGCAAAGCAACAGGCAAUCGUGGAUGCCUCCACCAGUUUCGAGCAGUAAGACCACGACAGAAACAGUGGAAACCAAAUGGAUCACUUCAGAAAAUUCAGAGGUUCCAACGAUGGCUGCCUUUUCAUCAGAACAGGUGACCUCUCAGAAAUUAAAGACUGAUGUGGAUGAUGAAGCUACAACAAGGAACCAAGAUCUCGAUAACUUCAUCAAAGUGAAUCCAAGUUCUUUCAUAAAUGACAAGGAAGAUGAGGACGUUGGUGAUCACACUGAAGUAAAGUCUGCUGAGGACCAAAGCAAAAAGUGGAUAACUGAGCAAGCAUAUGAAAAUCCUUCAAGUGCCCCAAAUAAUCUCCCAGAAACAAACUACUCCAGAGACAGUGAAAGAAAGACCAGCAAAUCAUCAUAUGGUGCCUAUGAAGAAAAUAUAACUGGAAAUACUAUCAAAACUGUUUACUCUACUUCUGAUCGGAGUAUAAUUGGAAAAGAUAUAUGUACAUACUGCAGGAAGCCCUUGGGCAUAGAUGCCAAAAUGAUCUUAGAUGCCUUGCAAAUUUGCUGUCAUUCGACUUGCUUCAAGUGUGAAGUAUGUAAAAGACCACUGGAAGAUCUGAAAGCAGGAGACAGCAUUUGGAUUUACAGACAAACCGUGCAUUGUGAGCCUUGCUAUUCCAAAGUCAAAG